CAUGGAAAUGAGUGAGUAAAAGUAAUGAAAACAGUAAAAAAUGAAUAACAACCUUAUAAAUAAUAAAUGGUCGAUAUAUUUUUUAUUCGGCAGAUAAUUUAUUUUUUAAAUUAAUGCAAACCCUGGUAACAUUAUCGAACAUUGCAUUCAUCGACUCUUACUCGACUGAUAACCGUUCGCCGUCAACUGAAGGCGUUAUAAUUGGACCCGAUACUCCAGUUUACUAUUUAGAAUAUCCACAUGAUGAUUAUUUAAAAGUUAUUCGCGAUGUGAACAAAUUUGAAGCAUCUCCUUCUUACAACUACUAUCGUAUUCCGGAGAACAAUUCCAACGACACAUUAUUUCUGAAGAUAUUAGUUGUUCUUGAUUGGUAUGAUGUAAAUAAAAACCGACCAGAGCAAGAUAUUCUCAAUGAAGUUCUGACGAGAUGGAAUAAAGUGGAUAAAUGUUUUGAACAACUUGAUAAUCCCAAAAUAAAAUUGGCUAUUGCUGGAGUCGUCAUACCGACAAAAUCAAAUAUCGGGGAACCAGAAGUAGUCUACAUACAUGCUGCUUCUGAUAUUGAUAUUGGUGAUAAACACUUCAGCUACCGUUUCAGCAGCGGUUGUUAUCUUAUCCCUUCUUUUACAAAUAAUCUGACCAAGUGGUUCAAUGAUAAUGCUGAUCAGUUUGAAAGUCUCAAGUAUGAUUUAUUCAUAUUCAUGUCCUACUUCGGAUUAGCCGAGACGAGGAACAAUGAAGACUGUAAAUAUAACCAUCACAAGACGAAUACGUUUGCUUGUGAUGCUAAACAUGGUUCAAAUCAUCGUUCACUAGGAGGAAUCGCAGUGCGCGAUUAUCCUUUAAAGAAAUGGGAUACACCAGAAAAGUUUCAUCUUAGGGACAAAGAUUAUGUUUUCACGAAUAAUGCUGCCUAUAUUAUCGCUUCAAUAUUGGGAGUCAACUCAGAAGAAAUAUUAGGAUGUGGAAUUGGUCAUAUAAUGGACUCUAGCGAAUAUGGUGCUCAUUUAACUUGGUCCGAAUGUUCUAAAAGAACCUUUGCAUCGAUGGUCAAUAACACCAAAUACACUUGUUUACAUCAAAUACCUUAUGAUCAAGAUGAAGACGAUUACUCAUGAUUUAAUCCAAACUUUCAAAUAAAAUUUUAUACUUUGAGCAAAAUUGUAUAAAUAUCAAGGA
Messenger RNA from Microplitis mediator, 1179 nucleotides. RefSeq lists its product as uncharacterized. Bases 114 to 1118 code for a protein of 334 amino acids. NCBI's taxonomy places the organism in Eukaryota, Metazoa, Arthropoda, Insecta, Hymenoptera, Braconidae. The record is from RefSeq and is a predicted model, not a curated record. The transcript is spliced from 8 exons. Gene Ontology annotation, molecular function: metallopeptidase activity.